AUGAGCGAUUCGGAAACCGGCUCCGACAAUGGAGACUACUCAAAGCGCAAAAAGAUGAAGUCACUCUUCAAAGAGGGCCUCUCGCGCGGCAAAAAUGAGCUCCUCAAGGGCCGUAUCGCGCUCGAGCACUCACUCGGAUUGGGCCACAAGCCCAAUGUCAUUCCGCCCGCCGAGCCCGACACCAACGGGCCUGCGAGGACGGUCAAGAUCGGGUGGCACCCCGUAGCCGGGUUCGCCGGCAAGUGGUUUGCCGAAAGGACUAAGGUUGGCGCGUGGAUUACCGAGAAGGUGCACCAUUAUCCGGAUCCGUCGCAGCACUGGGCGGUGCUGGUCGGCGAGUACUGCCACGAGCUAUGGAUGGACGAGCGGCUCGACAUCAUCUACGUCAAUGGGCGAGUCGACCGCGAGGAAUGGCGGACUUUCCGGGUGGGCGAGACGCGCUUCAACGACGAAGCAUUGCGGCAGGCGGGCGAGAUGGUCAUAUACGGGAUGCGGAAGAGAAAGUCGAGCUACAACCUCAUCAGCAACAACUGUCAGAACUUUGCGCUGCUGAUGCUUGACGCGAUACAGAUUGGCGGCGCGGCGCGCACCAACUUCGCCACGACGCUUGCCGUGGUGCAGACGGCGACGGGAUCGGGCAAGAUCCGCGACUUGUUCGCGGAGAAACCGCUGAGUGAACAGGCGGCGCUGAUGGAGCAGACCGCGAAGGACAACCCCAUCGUGGCGCUGGCCAAGAGGCUGAUGGACGAGCACACCACCAAGCUGGACAAGCACCACCACGCCCGAUGA
Molecule: messenger RNA, 789 nt
Organism: Parathielavia appendiculata
Lineage: Eukaryota; Fungi; Ascomycota; Sordariomycetes; Sordariales; Chaetomiaceae
Exons: 3
Coding region: 1-789 (262 amino acids)
Source: RefSeq, a predicted model, not a curated record